CUCGGUAACCCACCCAACCCAAGCAAACCAAAAACAUUUUCUUCUCUGCUUACAGUUUUUUUUGGGCUAAAUUGUAAUUUUAAUAUUUCUUAUUAUCUCUAAAUUUUUAUAUAAUAUCACCCAAUCCACGAUAAAUCUAAUCGAUUUAUUUUCUUCUUCUUUCUUUCCCUCUGUUUCUAUUUUUCCAUAUCUGUUCUCUUGUUCAACGAAUUGCGGUGACAUCGCAUUUUUGGUUCGAUCUUUGUGGUUUUAGGGUUACAGUCUCAGAUUUGGAUUCGUCUAGCUUCUGGAUCGGAGCUGCAGGUUUUGGAUUUUGGGGAUUUUAAGAAAAGAACCAAAAUGAGUAACCAGAAGAAAAGGAAUUUUCAGAUUGAAGCUUUCAAACAUAGGGUUGUGGUGGAUCCCAAAUACGCAGAGAAGACAUGGAAGAUUUUGGAGCAUGCAAUCCAUGAGAUUUACAAUCAUAAUGCUAGUGGACUUAGUUUUGAGGAGCUUUACAGAAAUGCCUACAAUAUGGUGCUUCACAAAUUUGGUGAGAAGCUGUACACGGGGCUGGUUAUCACCAUGACUUCUCAUCUCAAAGAAAUAUCAAAAUCUAUUGAAGCAGCUCAGGGAGGCUUGUUUCUUGAAGAACUAAACAGGAAAUGGAAUGAUCACAAUAAGGCUUUGCAAAUGAUCCGAGACAUAUUGAUGUACAUGGAUAGGACUUAUAUUCCAAGUACGCAAAAAACCCCUGUUCAUGAGCUAGGGUUGAACUUAUGGAGGGAUAAUAUUGUCCAUGCCGCUAAGAUUCAGACAAGACUUCUUAAUACGCUUCUUGAACUAAUACUUAGGGAGCGGACUGGUGAAGUUAUUAACAGGGGCCUGAUGAGAAACAUAAUAAAGAUGCUGAUGGAUUUGGGUCCAUCUGUUUACCAAGAAGACUUUGAGAAACCUUUUCUUGAUGUUUCAGCUGAGUUCUAUAAGGGUGAGUCACAAAAGUUUAUUGAGUGCUGUGAUUGUGGAGAUUAUUUGAAGAAGGCUGAGAGACGUUUGAAUGAGGAAGUGGAAAGGGUCACACAUUACUUGGACACAAGGAGCGAAAGUAAGAUAACUAAUGUGGUGGAGAAAGAGAUGAUUGCAAACCACAUGCUGAGAUUAGUGCAUAUGGAAAAUUCGGGUCUGGUAAACAUGCUUCUUGAUGAUAAGUAUGAAGACCUUAAAAGAAUGUACAACUUGUUUCGACGGGUUCACAAUGGUCUCUCAACAAUACGCGAGGUGAUGACUUCUCACAUCAGAGAAACUGGUAAACAACUAGUUACUGAUCCUGAAAAGUUGAAGGAUCCAGUGGAAUUUGUUCAACGGCUCUUGGAUGAAAAAGACAAGUAUGAUAGGAUUAUUAGUUCAUCAUUUAACAAUGAUAAGACAUUUCAAAAUGCUUUGAAUUCUUCAUUUGAGUUCUUCAUUAAUCUGAACCCUCGUUCACCUGAGUUUAUAUCUUUGUUUGUUGAUGAGAAGCUCCGUAAAGGUUUGAAGGGGGUUAGCGAAGAGGACGUAGAAAUAAUUCUUGACAAGGUGAUGAUGUUGUUCCGUUACCUGCAGGAAAAAGAUGUAUUUGAAAAAUACUAUAAACAGCAUUUGGCGAAGAGGCUUUUAUCUGGAAAAACUGUCUCUGAUGAUGCCGAAAGAAGUUUGAUAGUUAAGCUUAAGACGGAGUGUGGAUACCAGUUUACCUCAAAAUUAGAGGGUAUGUUUACAGACAUGAAAACUUCACAAGACACGAUGCAAGGGUUUUAUGCAAGUCAUCCUGAACUAGGAGGUGGCCCUACAUUGACUGUCCAGGUUCUGACUACAGGAUCUUGGCCAACUCAGCCUAGUGUUACAUGCAACCUUCCGGCAGAAAUGUCAGCACUUUGUGAGAAGUUUCGGUCAUAUUACCUUGGAACCCAUACUGGUCGGAGAUUGUCCUGGCAAACUAACAUGGGCUCGGCUGAUAUAAAGGCCUCUUUUGGAAAGGGCCAGAAGCACGAGUUAAACGUGUCGACUUAUCAAAUGUGUGUCCUCAUGCUAUUCAACAAUGCUGAUCGGCUUAGCUAUAAGGAGAUUGAGCAGGCCACAGAGAUUCCUGCUCCAGAUCUAAAGAGGUGUCUGCAAUCCCUAGCUUGUGUCAAGGGAAAGAACGUCCUUCGGAAAGAGCCGAUGAGUAAAGACAUUGGUGAGGACGAUGCAUUUUUUGUUAAUGACAAGUUUGCCUGCAAAUUCUACAAGGUUAAGAUAGGAACAGUAAUUGCACAAAAGGAGUCAGAACCUGAAAAACAGGAGACCCGUCAGAGAGUGGAGGAGGACAGGAAGCCUCAGAUUGAAGCUGCAAUAGUGAGGAUCAUGAAAUCAAGGAAGACUCUGGAUCAUAACAACAUAAUUGCUGAGGUGACUAAACAGCUGCAAUCUCGGUUCUUAGCUAACCCAACGGAGAUUAAGAAACGCAUUGAGUCCCUCAUUGAGCGUGAUUUUUUGGAAAGGGACACUACAGACAGAAAAUUGUAUCGUUAUCUUGCCUAAAACAAUUCCUUUGCUUUUUUUAGCAUUUGAAAAGUGAUAUUGUAACUUUUUUUAGGUAAUGGAAUAUUGGUUUUGAUUUUAUGGAAGCCUCAUUUUUAUUA
Humulus lupulus (European hop) is the source of this 2639-nucleotide messenger RNA. RefSeq names its product cullin-3A. Gene Ontology annotation, cellular component: cullin-RING ubiquitin ligase complex. The coding region runs from base 340 to 2538 and encodes 732 amino acids. Gene Ontology annotation, molecular function: ubiquitin protein ligase binding. The record is from RefSeq and is a predicted model, not a curated record. Gene Ontology annotation, biological process: ubiquitin-dependent protein catabolic process; protein ubiquitination. The transcript has 2 exons. Lineage: Eukaryota; Viridiplantae; Streptophyta; Magnoliopsida; Rosales; Cannabaceae.